Acanthosepion pharaonis is the source of this 789-nucleotide messenger RNA. NCBI's taxonomy places the organism in Eukaryota, Metazoa, Mollusca, Cephalopoda, Sepiida, Sepiidae. The record is from the annotation of a GenBank genome assembly.
AUGACAUUUGCGAAUAUUUCCUCAAGGUGUCCUUGCUACUUGGUAUUAAAGAAUCUCAAGGAAGGACUGCGUUCUUAUAAUUUUGACGCCAAACUGAUCGAUCUUUUCAAGUUCGAUGAGGCGGACCUCGACGACCUAAAGACGGUCGCUAUUGUAUUGAUAGUUGGCGUUCGAGCGACAGGUUCACAUUAUCUGCAUUGGAUUCUCUUUAUCUCCCUAUCUCUCUCUCUCUCUCUCUCACCUCCAUCCCCCUCUCUCUUCUCCUCUCUCUCUUCUUCUUCUCUCCUCUCCCUCUCUCACUCUCUCCUCUCUACUCUCCCCUCUCUGUCUCUCUUCUUACAUAUUAUUUUCUUUCUUUCGUUUCUUCUUUUUUUUCUUUUCUUUUCUUUUUUACUUAAUUUUUUCUUGUGGUGCUCUUAUCUCUUCUUUUUCUUUCUUUGCCGUUUCCUUCUUUCUUUCCUUCUUUUUUCUUUUCUUUUCUUUUCUGUCUAUUCCUCUUUCUUUCCUUUCUUUUUUUUUACUCAAUUUUUUCUUGUAACACUCUUAUCCCUUCUUUUUCUUUCUUUCUUUGCCUUUUCUUUCUUCUUUUUUUUCUUUUUCUUUUCUUUUCUACAUAUUCGUCUUUCUUUCUUUUCUUUUUCUUCUUUCAAAUCUUCUUUUCUUUGUCACUUUAAGGGUAUCUUCUGUUCCUGCUCCUUCACGGCGUCACUUACCCUUUCAUGCCACCCCACCACCCUGCCGUGCCUUUACCCGUACCCAUUCCCUGUGCAAGUAAUCUAUCUUGCGUAA